CUCAGCCUUGACUAGCUUAGUGUGGUGUAAGAAAGUACAAGGGGUGCAGUUUAACAUCAGGAACAUGAAGUCUUUUCGGAAUGACCUGAUUUGCUGUGUUAUCUGGUUUUUUUUUCCUUUUCUUAAUUGUGACCCUUUUGAUAUUUGUUACGACUCAAAUUGCUGCGGAAACUCAAUGUCUAGAACCCACUCUAUCCUAAUCGAAUCAACUAACAAGAAAAUAUUUGUAAGUUUAUAGAGGAUAUGUUCACGACCACAGAAAGUUGAAAUACCUUCACAUUCGUGCCUAGUUACCGAUCAAAGAUGCGAAACAUUGGAGCCAAGUGAUUAGGAAAC
Truncatella angustata is the source of this 336-nucleotide messenger RNA. RefSeq lists its product as uncharacterized. The record is from RefSeq and is a predicted model, not a curated record. The coding region runs from base 65 to 238 and encodes 57 amino acids. The transcript has a single exon. Lineage: Eukaryota; Fungi; Ascomycota; Sordariomycetes; Amphisphaeriales; Sporocadaceae.